UCGGAAGGAGGAGCGUCCGUCGUCCGCAACAUGCGCUAACGCGCUAGGUCGCGGCUUGCUUCGUUCUUCCGCCUCCCGUCCGCACGUGUGCUUCUCUCGCCGCUCAUAUUUCGCGCUGCCUUGGCGUUUUUUGCGAGGAAAGCUUCAUGAGACAACAGCCAAGCAACAGCUGCCGCGGUAUACGAGUGCAGUAGCGCAUCGCAAACAGUGAAGUUUCUUUCCGGUGCUACUAUUAAAGGCAGGUUUCUAGCCCACAUUUGCAAUGGGUAUUGGAUCCGAAGAGCCAAAGUCCACGACUCCACGUGCAUUCCACCAUUUGAACGGAGGUCUCCUGUUCGCUAAGGCGAACUUCUUCUUCCUUUACGGAGCAUCUGCUAUAAUCCUUCCUGCCCUCUCAGUCUACGGGCACGAACUGGGACUCAAUGCCGCCUCCGUGGGCGUGGUGUUGACUGUGGUUCCUUUCAUUGUGUUCCUUGUUCGACCACUCGUGGCAGGCAUCUCAGACAGACUGCAGAAGAUUACGCCAGUGCUUGUCUCUAUCAUUGUGUUGGAAGCCGUUUCCCUUUUGCUCAUCAGUUCGGUGCCUUCUUUGAAAACUUCCAGUGAGCAAGAUACCGGACUGAGUUUACAGCUGAACUUAACUACCUCAAACGCCACAGGUUCGCUGUUGGGAAUUGAGAGUGAAUUCUGCAUGGCCGACCACUUUAGGAACUCAAGUGUGCACUGUUUCCUUACAUGCCCUUGCCAGAGAGGCAACCACACUUCACGUGAUAAUGUAAGUGAGCCGUGUAUACUCCAUCGCAGCGUAGGUUUACAGCCUGUUCCUGCAAAACUGCCCAGUGAGUUUUAUCUAGUCAACAACGAAAGUGAGUCACUGCAGAGUGCAGGUUUCGGCCUCGAGGAAACCGUGGUGACGUGUAGUGCAAACUGUUCGGUGGAUCUCUCAUCGUGCCUAGAGAAAGCUGCAGACUCUGCCACCGCCUCUGAAGACAUGCACUCGUUGCAGUUCUGGCUCUUUCUUCUGCUAACAUGUCUGAUCCGUAUCGCCAUCUCAAGUGCUUUCUCACUGUCUGACACUGCCUGCUUCCAGCAGCUCGGCGACAGACCGCAGGACUAUGGCCUACAGAGGCUCUGGGGUACCAUCGGCUGGGGCAUCAUGGCACCCCUGAGUGGAUUGUUAAUUGACUUUGUCAAUGCUCGGCUUGGCUACAAAAGCUUUGUGCCCGGCUUUUACAUGGCGGUAGGGCUGAUGGCAAUACAGUGCAUCAUUGGCUUCAAUUGGUGGCUGGGGCCUUCCAAGUCCAACCAGAGCAUCCUCCGUAAUGUCGGUGGCCUGCUGAGAAAGCCGAGGCACCUGUGCUUCCUACUGGACAUCUUUGUGGUGGGAAGUUGCAGCAGCAUCCACUGGUACUACAUCUACUGGUACCUCACAGACUUGCACGCCAGCAAGCUGCUCAUGGGGCUCACCUUAGCGACGCAAAGCUUCUUGGGGGACCUUCCGUUCAUGUUCCUCUCAGGCUGGCUCAUAAGCAAGCUGAAACACAUCAAUGUGGUGCGGCUGGCCUUCCUGGGCUUCUUCCUGAAGUUCCUGGGCUACUCAUUCUUGCGCGACCCAUGGUGGGCCAUUGCCAUUGAGCUACUGCAAGGCCCCACGUAUGGCUCAUUCUACGUGGCUAUGACCUCUUACGCACGCAGCAUAUCUGUGCCCGGUACAGAGGCCACCUUCCUCAGCAUUAUCCAGGGGGUCUUCGACUGCUUGGGCAUAGCAGCUGGAUCUUGUUUGGGCGGACUGGGUUUAAGCUACUUUGGUGCCAGAAAGACCUACUUCAUUGCAAGUUUUGUGCCUCUGGUGUGGCUGGUGCUGACAGUUCUGAUUGGUCAGCUCAUCACACGCUGUAGCAGCAGUGAGCAGGACAAGGUGGUUGUUGAAGCGGCCCUGGAAUCUGCCCAGCCUUUUAUGUCUAGCAAAAGCAACAGAAAAGACCACUCGGAUCAGCAGGCUGUAGAAAAGCUUUGAACAAGGCAGCGGUGCAAUAGCUUGAAAGAGCAAGCUGCUGGAUCUCGCAUGGUGUGCUGGUACCACGAGGGUGUCACACUGUUUACACCGUUCCACAUUGCAAAAUGUGUCGUGCCAAGCCCAGCUUCAAGCGAGGCUUUCACUGUCUGUUUUCAAUUCCAUUGCUUGUUGUGUAUAUGUCCACAACACAGGAAGCCAGUGACUCAACGUUGGCCUACUAAAGCAGCAUAUUGCUGCUGCAACCACAUGCUGAAAUGUUUCUUAAUAGUCAUGAAUAAUGCUUUAUAUGUUACAAAGAUAUAUAAUUUUUUUUCUUUAUAACCCAUGCCGAGAAGUCAUGUUUCCUUUGUUCCACUGAUGGAAGUGUUGCUGUUAAAGGGACGCUAAAGGAAAAUAUUAAGUUGAGUUAAUUCAAUAGCUUCUCAGUCUGUUUUAUAGUUUUCUGUGUGAUGUUACAAUUGGCGUGCAACACCCCGGGCAAAAAGGAUGCUCAAAGACCAUGCCUAAUCGAAACGGAGGAUGGAUCCCUAAUUUGCUGUGGUUGUCUCGAGUAGUUGCCGGUCUGGCAGGCGCUUCGCAGUGAUAACAAGCCCCUUUGUGUGUGUGCGACUCUAGGGGAGAACCCUUUUCACGAACUGUGCGACUCUAGGAGAGCACCCUUUCCGCCAACUGUCCGACUCUAGGGGAAACCCUUUCCACGAACCAAACAGGACCCGCGGGUUGCCACCAGAGGAGGCUAGCAUGUGCAACGUUGCCUAGGAGAAAGGAUCAGCCGCCCAUCCCCCACCAGACUCGGUGCAUGUCACGUGGCAUUGACGUGAGCAAGAUCCUGCCUACGGUUUUAGUGGGCCUAUUUAAGCUGCCCUGCAAUGUAUUUUUCAUUAAUUCUCUUCGUCUAUAUCCUUCACCAACCACUGAAUAAGCAGUGCAAGUUUUGCACUAGAAAUCUUUUCGUCCCUGCCUGGUUGCCAUGGUCUACCAGACGCUUGCAGCCUGCCGACAAUGCCACGCUAGCCAAUAGUAACGCCAGUCGAGGUUCAAGAAACAGGUGUCGCAACAGUACCGAUACACGACUUAGUUGCAUAGAAAAUUUUCACUGAGUGCCCUGCUGCUGCUUCUCAGUUAGGAUCGCCCAAACCAAUACUGAGGCUUUGACAUCAUCUGCACGACACCAUCUCUGCUGCUAUCUGCAAAUCAGCUACUCCUAUCUCAACUCGCAUUGGCAGCAUUUCACGAACCACCCACCUCCCGCCUCAGUCCCAUCUUCCAGCUAGUGGGAUUUGGCAGUUUCCUGGUACCUUGACGUCUUACCACACAUCACGUGAAAGAAGUACCAUACUCCACAAGAGGCUGUGCCACUCUGAUUUUGCACUUUUGUCAGUUUUUCACUUACAACAGCUCUGUUCUCACUAGAAGUUAUGAAUUCUUUUAUACAGAAGCUCAAAAAUUCAGUCUAGUUCGACUUAAUAUCUUCCUUGAGUGUCCCUUUAAGUAAGCAGUUUAAAAGCUUCAUGUGCUCUAUCCACUAAGGUGGAGUGGAUGUCAACUGUAUGCCACAAAAUGCCUUCUGCAACGAGAUGUACUGAGUGCCAGUAACAAAUUGAAUUAUAUGACCACAUUGCUAAGUAUACCUAGCAUUGAACAAAUUGCACAUUUCAUUUUGUGAAACACUGGUGUGCCCAAUGAGAGCAAGUGAAACAUUUUGGGUUAUGAAAUUUGUGUUCCUCAGAGAUGCUGUGUAAUGCUGAGGUGCAAUACGACUUGAUGCUCCUACAUUAACAAUGAUACAAUGGUGUUGAUUUGCUGUUAACUGCCCCUCAAAGCCAAUGCACCUUAUUUGCAAGCACAUAACAUGAACAUGCAUUAUAAAGAAAGCGGGAACUUUUGAUGAACUGGAAAAUGUGAAAACUAUAAAUAUUUAAAUUGUAAUGGGAAUCAUCGUUGCAUAAGAGUUGUGUUUGUGUUGUCCAGUAAUGUCCAAUUUUUUAACGCAGGUCCCGAGUACAACCAGAACUCAUUAUAAUGAUAUCGCAUCUGACGCGAAAACAUUUGUUACAUUCUAUAUUCAUCUGAUGCCAUAUAUUCGUAUAUUUGUUGCUUGCUUGAUGCUGCUGAGAAUUGUUGGACUUACUUGUUAUACCCUAUAAUUAUACCUGUGUUUGUUAUAUAAAGGUUCAAAUUUCCAAGAAGAUGCAAAUUCUGAGCAUGACUGUACACGGGCUUGAAAUAGAGCAAUGCACAGUGCAAAAUCAAGUACAACAGUACUUGUUUAAGCAGGACCACCUCUGUAUGUGCACUGGGCUCAUGCACAUCAUGUGAUUGUUUAGCUUAUCAUGAUUAUUGUGAUCAUCAUGGCUAAGCUACAAUGUUCUAACAAGACUGUGACACACUGCUCCAGGGAUCAGAUGCAUUCACUUGUCAAGCAAAUUGCAUCUGCAAAGACAAGACCGUGUGGGCCCAAGUCAGUGUUGUGUAUAAGGUCACUGAAUUGCUUUGCAGUAUUUCCCACUUUUCCUGUUGCACAUCCACUUCUUUGCAAUCGCCUCUCCAACCAAGCAUGUGUUUGCACUUUUGUUAAAUAUCAGCAGGUUGGCUUCUACACAAAGUUCAGUCACAUUGGUGGCUAGGCUGGCUCCAUGGAAGUUGCAUGUUUGAAUAUACCAUAUGCACACGCACACCUGCACACAGUCUGUACACCAUUUCCUUCUACGUCAACACAGAUGAGUGAUGAAAUAGAAAACUGCUAGCCAUCUUCCAAGUUUAUCUGUAAAAUGGUUAAUAACACCUGACACACAGAGCAGAGCAGUUGCAUUUAACCGCAUUUCAUUAAAUAAGCUGACUUUCACCGA
Messenger RNA from Dermacentor albipictus, 4866 nucleotides. RefSeq names its product major facilitator superfamily domain-containing protein 6-like. Gene Ontology annotation, cellular component: membrane. NCBI's taxonomy places the organism in Eukaryota, Metazoa, Arthropoda, Arachnida, Ixodida, Ixodidae. The record is from RefSeq and is a predicted model, not a curated record.